GGGGGAUGCGCCGCCGAAGGGAACCCCGAGGCCGCUGCCCCGGAGCAGCCUGGCUUGGGGGGAUGAGUGGCUCCUGUCACUCAAAUUGACCUUUGCCUUCGCACGCAGCUGCUGGCAGAGCCCCCGGGGCCCGCAGCGCCAGGGCGGCCGUGGGAAGCCGGGGCCGCGGACAAAGCUGCUGCCGCCUAAGCACAGACUGCACGGCGAGGGGUUGGGGGCACCUGCGUCGUCUUAGCUCUGAGCGGAGAAAGUUCUGUGUAGCUCUAGGAAAUGAAGCAUUAGUUUAGAAGAGGACCAUAAACUUCCUUCUGAUUGCAUCUGGCUGUUCACCAUGAAGUUAGGAAAACCUAAAGCGGGCAUUUCUCGGAGCUCAAGCCAGGGAAAAGCCUAUGAGAACAAGCGCAAAACGGGCCAGCAGCGGCAGAGAUGGGGGAUGACCAUUCGUUUCGACUCGGGCUUGAGUAGACUGAGGAGAAGCUUGGAUGAGAAACCCUACAAAUGCACUGAAUGUGAAAAGAGUUUCAGUCAGAGUUCAACUCUUUUUCAACACCAGAAGAUCCACACUGGAAAGAAAUCUCACAAAUGUGCCGACUGCGGGAAGAGUUUCUUCCAGAGUUCCAAUCUCAUCCAGCAUCGACGGAUCCACACUGGGGAGAAGCCCUAUAAGUGUGAUGAGUGUGGAGAGAGGUUCAAGCAGAGCUCCAAUCUCAUUCAGCACCAGAGGAUUCAUACCGGGGAAAAGCCCUACCAGUGUGAUGAGUGUGGCCGAUGUUUCAGCCAGAGUUCUCACCUUAUUCAGCAUCAGAGAACGCACACCGGGGAGAAACCCUACCAGUGCAGUGAGUGUGGCAAAUGCUUCAGCCAGAGUUCUCACCUGCGACAGCACAUGAAGGUGCACAAAGAGGAGAAGCCUCGGAAGACCCGGGGUAGAAAUAUCAGGGCAAAGACGCACUUGGUGUCCUCUUGGAAAGCUGGCACGGGAAGGAAGUCGGUGGCCGGCCUCCGCUAGGCAGAUGGCACUGCCUCAGCUCUCUACAAAAAGAUAAAAGCUGUAAAAGGCCGAGAUGCUUUAUAGUGGAGCAAUUACUGCUGGAUCUUUUCUCGGAAGACAGAUAAUAGGAAGUUAAUGACUUGAUUGGGAUAAAAGAAAUUACACAAGCCUAGAUGCCCUUGUUUCUUGUCUGUGUGACGUGGAGCAGAAAGAAUUAAAAGUAUGCUUCGAGGGAAUGGAAGCUUUCUUGACCUCAUGGAAUUGCUUCCUGCUUCAUUCUAACAACAACCAUCAUGCUUAAUGACACAUUUGUGAAAGCACAGGCAUGCCAGGCGUUACUCAAGUUUUAGGACUUCCUGUGGAAGAGAUUUACUUAGAAGGGAGAAGAAUUUCUGUUGGCUUUGAAGUUCUCAGUAGAUGAGGGGAUUUUAUGUUUAAAGUUUUGUAGUAUAUUAACCAUUGGUGUGUGAAUGUGACUCUGUAUUCAACAUGUUAGAAUCUAUUCAUGUUCACAGAUUCUGAAUCAACAGGGCCAUCGUUGCUAGCAUUCUUAGGUUUUUUUCCCUUCUGCUUAUGGCCAGUUACGAAUUGCUUUUCACCAAAAUCUUCAUAAGAGAUACCAUGGAGUCUAAAGUAAGAACUGAAUUAGACCGCAAGUGUAUUCCUACUAAUAACUGUUCUGUGUGAUGGUGUUACUGCCAUGUCACUUGUUUUCCAGGAGGUGGGGUGAAUGUAUGAUGAUUCAUUCCAAUAUUGAUGAUCACUUUUGGCAUUUUUGCUCCCGCUCAACUGAACCAGCCCUUUAAGAGCUACAGGAAUAAACAAUUUUAAGAACAGACUUAGUUUUUCUCUUGCUAAUUAGAAACCUACAAUGUACAUGCCUCACCAUGUUCAAGAGUGUAAACUUUAGAUUUAGCUUAAGUGUUUGUGAACAACAUAAGUCAUUUAAUGUUAAUGUCAUUGUAUUGUAGCUCCUUGGACAUUUAACUUUCUCUGCAUUACAGGAGUUAAGGCUCGUAAACCUGUAACUUCUGUCAGAGUGGUGCCAGUUGUCGGUUACCCUGAUCAGCCUUCAGCUCAGGUUUUAAUUUCUAUUGAAUACUAACAUUCUUAUACUUUUUUUGGUAUCUUUUAUAAUCAUGUCAGUUUCUGCUAUACUAAUGACAGUUAUCCAUAGAAAUAAAAAAUGAAGUAUUUUGCAUACUACUGCCUUCUCUUUUUUUGCUGGGAAAUUGUAGUGAUCUAGACAACUGAUCUAAGUUUAAAGACCAAAAAAGCACAGCUUUCGAUAUAAUCGCUUGUUUUGUCUGUUUUUUGAUUUCCUCGAAUUUGAACUUUGCUUCCUCCUCAGCCUUGCGUUAAGUGCAGGGUCAUAGAGUAUGGCCUUGUUGACAGCAGUUUCACCCAGUGGGAAUAUCCAGAGUGUUCUGUGAGGUGAUUACAGACAAUGUUUAUAGUGGACUUGAUCUUUGCCUGUUAGAGCCAAGUCACUCUGUGGCAGGGGCAUGGCUGUAGGGCCCUUCUGAGGACCUGUGAGUAUUGUUUUAUUAUUGUAUCUGGAGUAACUUCUGGCUAGGACCAAGGCAGCUUGAAUUUCAUGAAUUUGCUAUUUUGAUAGCAACCACAGGGUCCUGCAACAGAGGGUCCUCUGUACAUUGUGAGAUUUCAUAGUUGACAUUUCUAUCUUUGACAGACUUACAUAUCCUUUAUAAAAGUAAAGCUGAUACUCUUUAGAUUUUAAUGUAUUCUCAGUUUUACUUGAAUUGCAUUUUGGGAAAGAUGAGUAAUGUUUAUGGUAAUUAACAUGUGGUACCAAAGCCUUAUGCUUCUUUUAUGAGCAUUUUAUGAGAUAGAAAAAUAACAGCUGCUUAAAAUUAAUAAAGUUCCACUGUUAGAAACAUUAGUAGGUGUCACCUCCUUGAAUAGAAAUAUGCUGUGCCCUCAAGGGCCCCACCCCAAUUCUGCUGAAUUUCCAACAUACUUCAGAUGUUUACUGCGCACUGAAUCCUUCAUUCCUUUAGAAAACUCCUUUCUUAUAUAACCUCCAUAUAUUUUAUUUGGGGAAAUAAAAAGCUCAAAGGUUGUGUGGUUAAAAAUCA
Molecule: messenger RNA, 3090 nt
Organism: Lepus europaeus (European hare)
Lineage: Eukaryota; Metazoa; Chordata; Mammalia; Lagomorpha; Leporidae
Gene: ZNF22
Product: zinc finger protein 22
Exons: 2
Coding region: 332-1009 (225 amino acids)
Source: RefSeq, a predicted model, not a curated record